This is a messenger RNA of Soboliphyme baturini, 228 nucleotides long. NCBI's taxonomy places the organism in Eukaryota, Metazoa, Nematoda, Enoplea, Dioctophymatida, Soboliphymatidae. The record is from the annotation of a GenBank genome assembly.
AUGGGCAGCAAAGACAGCUGGUCAAAGGACGAUCGAGAAGAGAAUAACAACAAUACUCUGGAUGAGUUUGACGACGAAGAGGUCGCUCAGGCCUUAGAUCUGCAUCGCCUGAUUGUCACCACACCGAUCGACGAACCCCCUCCACAGACCGCCGAACAGGUGAUCGAAGAAAUAGAUGAAAUAAUGCAGGUGACUGUUUGCGGCGAAUCGGUUUGCUGUGUCGUUUAA